This is a messenger RNA of Coregonus clupeaformis (lake whitefish), 3699 nucleotides long. Its product is annotated as neuroligin-3. The transcript has 10 exons. NCBI's taxonomy places the organism in Eukaryota, Metazoa, Chordata, Actinopteri, Salmoniformes, Salmonidae. Gene Ontology annotation, biological process: postsynaptic membrane assembly; synaptic vesicle endocytosis; presynaptic membrane assembly. The record is from RefSeq and is a predicted model, not a curated record. Gene Ontology annotation, cellular component: postsynaptic specialization membrane; synapse; cell surface. Bases 582 to 3209 code for a protein of 875 amino acids. Gene Ontology annotation, molecular function: neurexin family protein binding; signaling receptor activity.
GAAGAGGCAAGGAAAGAACGUCAAACGUGCAGCGCUGACCGAGGAGCCUAGCCGAGGAGAAAUCAGAGGAAAAUAUGAAAAUGUGUACGGACUGAAAAUGCUGAAGGAUCUUUAUGUUGGGAAAUGGAAUUCUGAAACGAAUCAAAGUAAUACCCUAUAAGGAUAUCUGCAAGUACUAUUUACAACUGAAAGUAAAGUGCACAGAAAUAUUGUCUCCAGCUUUUUUCUAAAGAAAAUACCGGGAAUGGAAUGGGGGAUUUGCAUCUCGCCAAGGCAGCAGGUACGGGAUGGAAGAUCUGACGAGAGGAGGAGAGGACAGUGAAUGAAGGAACUACGCCACUUAUUAUUUUGUACUUUUCUGUUUUAUCUGCUCAGACUGAUGAGUGGAUCUAAGGGUGCUGGACUGUUGGGCUGAGAGACGGGAUUACAGGACGAAGGGAAGGGAAGACUGGGGAAGACAGGGAGAGGAAAGGGAAGACAGGGGAAGACAGGGGAAGGGAAGGCUGUGUGAGACCAGGGGAGGAGACCCGACGUGUAUGUUGGUCACUUGCAGUCGUUGCUGAGACUCACUCAGACGGACCAUGUGGUUUUCGCCAAGGAGAAACCGUCUCCUCUCCUGUCAGCAGCAGGACCAUGGAGACUGGCAUGGUGCCCACAUACCCAGCUCCUUCUCCAGCCUCAGCAUCACCGCGUCCUUCUGGAUCUUAACUUUUUCCUGGUGCUUGGAGGCCGUCCGAGGCCAGGUCUACCACCCCACUGUGAACACGCAGUAUGGGAAACUCCGGGGGGUGAGAGUGCCCCUACCCAGCGAGAUACUGGGACCAGUGGACCAGUAUUUGGGGGUCCCAUAUGCAGCCUCCCCAGUGGGGGAGAAACGCUUCCUGCCCCCCGAGCCGCCCUCCUCCUGGUCGGGGAUAAAGAACGCCACCCACUUUGCCCCCGUGUGCCCCCAGAAUAUUCACAACGCCGUGCCAGAGAUCAUGAUGCCCAUAUGGUUCUCGUUCAGCCUGGAUAUAGUGGCCUCUUACAUACAGGAUCAAAACGAGGACUGUUUGUAUCUAAACAUCUACGUUCCAACGGAGGAUGUCAAAAGAAUAUCCAAGGAAUGUGCCAGGAAACCCAACAAGAAAAUGUGUAGAAAAGGAGGGGCACAUGCCAAAAAACAGACCGAGGACUUAUCGGGUAACGAUGGCGAUGAAGACGAAGACAUACGAGACACCGGGGCCAAACCGGUGAUGGUGUACAUCCACGGGGGAUCCUACAUGGAGGGGACCGGGAAUAUGAUCGACGGGAGCAUCCUGGCCAGCUACGGGAACGUCAUCGUGAUCACCCUCAACUACCGCGUCGGAGUACUAGGGUUCCUGUCUACAGGGGACCAGGCAGCUAAGGGGAACUACGGCCUACUGGACCAGAUCCAGGCUCUGAGGUGGAUCAGUGAGAACAUUGGAUACUUCGGAGGAGACUCCAACCGUAUCACAGUGUUCGGAUCUGGGAUAGGAGCGUCCUGCGUCAGCCUGCUCACCCUCUCACACCACUCUGAAGGUCUGUUCCACCGUGCCAUCAUCCAGAGUGGCUCAGCCCUGUCCAGCUGGGCGGUCAACUACCAGCCUGUGAAGUACACCCGUCUGCUGUCUGAGAAGGUGGGCUGUAACGUUCUGGAUACCCUGGACAUGGUGGACUGUCUGAGGAAGAAGAGCGCCAGGGAGCUGGUGCAGCAGGACAUCCAGCCAGCACGCUACCAUGUAGCCUUCGGACCGGUUAUAGAUGGAGACGUCAUACCUGAUGAUCCAGAGAUCCUCAUGGAGCAGGGAGAGUUCCUGAAUUAUGACAUCAUGCUGGGAGUCAACCAGGGGGAGGGGCUUCGCUUCGUGGACAACGUGGUCGACUCAGAGGACGGCAUCUCCGGCAAUGACUUUGACUUUUCCGUGUCGGACUUCGUUGACAGCCUCUACGGUUACCCAGAAGGCAAAGACACUCUGAGGGAGACCAUCAAGUUCAUGUACACGGACUGGGCAGACCGCGACAACCCCGAGACACGACGCAAGACGCUGGUCGCUCUGUUCACCGACCACCAGUGGGUGGAGCCGUCGGUGGUGACGGCGGACCUCCAUGCCCGUUACGGCUCGCCAACGUACUUCUACGCCUUCUACCACCACUGCCAGAGUCUGAUGAAGCCGGCCUGGUCGGACGCAGCCCACGGGGACGAGGUACCCUACGUGUUCGGGAUCCCCAUGAUCGGACCCACAGACCUGUUCCCCUGUAACUUCUCCAAGAACGACAUCAUGCUCAGUGCUGUGGUGAUGACCUACUGGACUAACUUCGCCAAGACUGGGGACCCCAACAAGCCUGUUCCUCAGGACACUAAGUUCAUCCACACCAAGGCUAACCGCUUCGAGGAGGUAGCCUGGUCUAAGUACAACCCCCAGGACCAGCUGUACCUCCAUAUCGGCCUGAAGCCCCGCGUCAGAGACCACUACAGAGCCACCAAGGUGGCCUUCUGGAAACACCUGGUGCCCCACCUGUAUAACCUCCACGACAUGUUCCACUACACCUCUACCACCACCAAGGUCCCCCCGUCAGAGACGACCCAGAACGCCCUGUCCACUAAGAAGACGUGGCCCUUCAACACCAAGCGGCCCCCCAUGUCCCCGGCCUACAACAACGAGGAUAAUGAGGCGUGGAACGGAGACGAGGAGACCGGCCCGCUGGUCGUAGAGAACCCCAGGGACUACUCCACGGAGCUCAGCGUCACCAUCGCCGUGGGAGCCUCGCUGCUCUUCCUCAACGUUCUAGCCUUCGCAGCGCUUUACUACCGGAAGGAUAAACGGAGGGAGGCUUCGAGAGGUCGCCGCGGUCAACCCAGCCCACAGACCCGUCACGGCCAGGCUACAUCCAACGACAUCGGCCACCACCAGGGCCCCAACGAGGAGGAGAUCAUGUCCCUGCAGAUCAACCAGACGCACCACGAGUGUGAGGCGAUGGGGGUGGGGAACCCAGGCAAUGACGGGGGGUUGCGUCUGGCCUCGCUUCCCGACUACACCCUGACCCUGCGGAGGUCACCGGAUGACAUCCCUCUGAUGACCCCCAAUACCAUCACCAUGAUCCCAAACUCUCUGGUGGGGAUGCCCAACCUGCACCCCUACAACACUUUCACAGCUGGGUUCAACUCCACCGGCCUGCCCCACUCCCACUCCACCACCCGUGUAUAGCUUUAAGGAGGAGAGGGUGAUGGUGGAGGAGAGGAGAGGGUGAUGGUGGAGGAGAGGAGAGGGUGAUGGAGGAGGAGAAGAGGAUUCUGUUUUAUAAAUAUCACAGGGAAGGGGAAGGCAGGAAUAAAAAUAAAAUAGAUUUAUCUAGACUUUUACUACCAAGAGGACAGAGAGUGGCUGAGAGGAGACGAGAGCUCUCUGCUUUCUGUGUGGAUGUCAAGUUGUGAAGAGCUGCCAAAAUCAAACUGCUACUCCUCCCUCCCUUGAUUGGAUGGGGCUGAGGAGGGAGGGGUCCAUUCUGCUGUGUUUUUCUUCUAAUAAUCAUUUUAAAAGCCUUUUUAAGCAGACUGACAGGGGAGAUUAUCAACACUUUGUUCUUGAAUUCAUAACACCAAGAGGAAAGUGUUUUGUCUUCCUCCUCUUCCUGAGGGAGACAGAACAGACGUUUCAAACAAAGGCCUCUACCAGGAAAUCGGCAUAAUGUUAGUAG